Molecule: messenger RNA, 600 nt
Organism: Agelaius phoeniceus (red-winged blackbird)
Lineage: Eukaryota; Metazoa; Chordata; Aves; Passeriformes; Icteridae
Gene: GUCA1A
Product: guanylate cyclase activator 1A
Biological process (GO): visual perception; positive regulation of guanylate cyclase activity
Cellular component (GO): photoreceptor inner segment; cone photoreceptor outer segment
Molecular function (GO): calcium ion binding; calcium sensitive guanylate cyclase activator activity
Source: RefSeq, a predicted model, not a curated record
AUGGGGAACAUGGACGGGAAAACCGUGGAGGAGCUGAGCACCACCGAGUGCCACCAGUGGUACAAGAAGUUCAUGACAGAGUGUCCUUCUGGCCAGCUCACCCUCUACGAGUUCAAACAGUUUUUUGGCUUGAAAAACCUGAGUCCGGCAGCGAACAAAUACGUUGAGCAAAUGUUUGAGACGUUUGACUUUAAUAAGGAUGGCUACAUAGAUUUCAUGGAGUAUGUGGCAGCUCUGAGCCUGGUGCUGAAGGGGAAGGUGGACCAGAAGCUCAGGUGGUAUUUCAAGCUCUAUGACGUGGAUGGCAAUGGCUGCAUCGACCGGGCUGAGCUGCUGAACAUCAUCAAAGCCAUUCGAUCCAUCAACCGCUGCAACGAGAAGAUGACGGCAGAGGAGUUCACAGACAUGGUGUUCAACAAAAUCGACAUCAACGGAGACGGCGAGCUGUCCCUGGAGGAGUUCAUGGAGGGCGUGCAGAAGGACGAGAUGCUGCUGGACAUCCUGACGCGCAGCCUGGACCUGACCCACAUCGUGAGGCUGAUCCAGAACGACGGCAAGAACCCCCACGAGGGCGGGCAGGACGCCCAGGAUGCCCAGUAG